CUGGGGACCUGGGGAGUUAUAAGGAGGCUUGAACCUGGAGUGUGAGCAUUUGGGAGAGUCACUCGCUUCAUUUAGAAUACGGCCAGACCGAGGCUAAUCCGAGAGCUGCACUGAAAAUUGAGUGCUAACUGGCUGCGAAAAUGGUCUUGGUUACACUUUGUGCUACCUUCCUGUGCACUUUUGUGCUGCCCUUGGCGCUUUUCGUGGCCGCGGUGAAGUUGUGGGAAGUUUACUGUAUCAGUGGAAGGGACCCAACCUGUGAAAAGCCCCUACCUCCGGGCUCCAUGGGGCUGCCUUUCUUGGGAGAGACCCUCCACCUAGUCCUGCAGAGAUACAAAUUCCUGAAAAUGAAAGUGCGAAAGUACGGCUACAUCUACAAGACUCAUCUGUUCGGGAACCCGACGGUGCGGAUCAUGGGAGCCGAGAACGUGAAGCAGAUCUUACUGGGAGAGCACAAAUUGGUCUCGGUACAAUGGCCUGCCUCAGUGCGGACCAUUCUGGGAGCCAGCUGCUUGUCCAACCUACACCACUCGGAGCACAAACACAGGAAGAGGGUGAUCUUGAAAGCUUUCUCGCGGGAAGCUCUGCAAAAUUACAUCCCGGUGAUGGGCGAGGAGAUCCGGGCCGGCGUCCGGCGGUGGUUGGACAGCGGCUCCUGUGUGCUGGUCUACCCCGAAAUGAAGCGCCUCAUGUUCGGCAUCGCGAUGCGGAUUCUGCUGGGCUUCGAACCGACACACACCAGCCCGCAAACUCAACAGGAGCUCAUCCAGGUCUUUGAGGAGAUGAUCCGCAAUCUCUUUUCCCUGCCCAUCGACGUACCGUUCAGCGGCUUAUACCGGGGACUGAAGGCGAGGAAUGUGAUCCACGCGAAAAUCGAAGAGAACAUCAGGAAAAAAGUGGCGAGACGCGAAUCCACCGGGCAAUUCAAAGAUGCUCUGCAACUUCUGAUUGAGCAGUCGGAGCAGAGUGAGCAACCUCUGCGUUUACAGGAGCUGAAGGAAUCCGCUACCGAGUUGUUAUUUGCAGGACAUGAGACGACCGCCAGUACCGCCACCUCCCUGGUCACCUUCCUGGCUUUACACCGGGAGGUGCUACAAAAGGUCAGGAGGGAACUACAAGAGCAGGGAUUACUAAGCAGCGACGGCACAGAGAUCAGACACAUCACCAUGGAACUGCUGGAACAACUGAAAUAUACCGGAAGUGUUAUCAAAGAAACUCUUCGGCUCAGUCCCCCAGUCCCCGGAGGAUUCCGCGUGGCCCUAAAAACCUUCGUGAUAAAUGGAUAUCAGAUACCUAAAGGCUGGAAUGUUAUUUACAGUAUUUGUGACACACAUGAUGUAGCCACAAAUUUCUCAAAAAAAGAUGAGUUUAACCCAGAUCGCUUCAUGGAGGGUUGCUCAGAAAAUGAUUCCUGCAGAUUCAGCUACAUUCCUUUUGGAGGCGGCUCCAGGAGUUGUGUGGGCAAAGAGUUUGCCAAGAUUCUCCUCAAGAUCUUCACAGUGGAGCUCGUCAGGGCUUGUGACUGGGAACUUUUAAAUGGGCCUCCUACCAUGAAAACCAAUCCCACUGUGUAUCCAGUGGACAACUUGCCCACAAAAUUCACACCAUUCCCGUACAACAUAUGACCUAUAUUCACAACCCUUGGGAACUCUGAAGAUCAACAUAUCAAUAACCAACAUCUAGAUUUGCAUAGAGUCUACAGAUAUUUCACUGUCAUUUUAGUCAGGAUACCAAUCACAAAAUAGCCUUCAGAAAGACAACUUGGAUUCAUUAAAAAAAAGAGAAGCUUUGAGGUGAUUUUCACAAAAAGUAAUUUUAUCCAGAUUGUGCAGGAAAAUGUUUUCAACUGCACUAACUGUUAUAAAAUUUUUCCUGCCCACAGUAAUGAGAGUCAAACUAUUUCACACACUUGUAUUUUAAUUGUUGUUUUUGUUAAUUCUGCAAAUAAGAUAUUUUAUUGAUUUGUAAUCACAAACUAUUGCUUUUAGGUUGUUGAUUAUUUAAAUACAUUGUAGUUUUGUAAUGCAACUGCUAAUUUAUGUUGAAUCUUUGAAUGUAAAUAUUAUAAUUUAAAGAACUGGCAGCCUGACAAACAUUGCAAGUAUAUUUCAAGCACUAUGCCAUGAAUCAAGUGAAUACAUGGUGAGGGAUAAUAGGUGUAUCCAUCCUUAGAAAUUUUUUUUAAAGGAACACUGUACACAAUAAAGACUGAAAAACACUGA
Rhincodon typus (whale shark) is the source of this 2222-nucleotide messenger RNA. It is a transcript of the gene cyp26a1, whose product is annotated as cytochrome P450 26A1. NCBI's taxonomy places the organism in Eukaryota, Metazoa, Chordata, Chondrichthyes, Orectolobiformes, Rhincodontidae. The transcript has 7 exons. Gene Ontology annotation, biological process: sterol metabolic process. The record is from RefSeq and is a predicted model, not a curated record. The coding region runs from base 141 to 1625 and encodes 494 amino acids. Gene Ontology annotation, molecular function: oxidoreductase activity, acting on paired donors, with incorporation or reduction of molecular oxygen; heme binding; iron ion binding.